This is a messenger RNA of Oncorhynchus gorbuscha (pink salmon), 2600 nucleotides long. RefSeq lists its product as uncharacterized. The record is from RefSeq and is a predicted model, not a curated record. Lineage: Eukaryota; Metazoa; Chordata; Actinopteri; Salmoniformes; Salmonidae. The transcript has 5 exons. The coding region runs from base 936 to 2600 and encodes 554 amino acids.
UGCUAUUAGAACACAUUCACCCAGAGUAGACACUCCUACCUGCUAUUAGAACACAUUCACCCAGAGUAGACACUCCUACCUGCUAUUAGAACACAUUCACCCAGAGUAGACACUCCCACCUGCUAAGCGUAAACUACUUGGUUUACCGCAGUGUGAGUGUUUUUACUGCUCUUUAUUUGUCUUUUCGGGAUCCAACCCCUCUUCCUCCUUUCUUUUUUGGCCGUUUUCUUGGAAUGGAUGACACACAGAAAGAAGAGCUCUUUUCCAACAGAGGAUUGCAGAGGACGUUGUUGACCUUCUACAAUUUGUGAGAUAAACUGUCAUAUAAUAUAACAAGUACUCAGGAAUAUAAAGCUAGACGGAGAAAUCAUCAUUUAUCUACUGAGCAGUGACAGAACAGACAAAACCUGUCAAGCUCUUUUCCUUCUUAUUUUUGAAUAGAUGUAGAUUCAAAGUUGAUCCUAUUCAAGAAGUGUAAUAAACGGACCAGGAAGGAUAAAUGUGAGAGAGUUCAGACCUCUUCCAUGACCUCAUACAUCCCUCCUGUCUGUUGAGCUAUUACAAUCCGAGAUAGAAAGACGUCUAUCCACUUUGAACAGGGCCUCGUCUGUCAGCCUCUCUACCAUCGGUUAAUCUCAACUCUUCUACUUCUUUAUAACUCAGUGAUUUGUCUCACAUGAUUUCAGAAGAUGGGACUCUGACCCCUUCAAGAUCACCUGACCUGAUUGGACCAACCAGAUGACAGGGCAAAACCAGGAACUAAAACAUCUUGAUCCUCUAGAGGGACCUUUUUAAAGUCGACUCUCUCCCCCCCACUUCCUUCCGGUGGGGGGGAGGGCAUAGCAGUGAGCCAAUCACAGCUCGGGAUUGGUCCCUUCGCUAGCCAGUCAGCCUAUCACCUGUCAGGUUACUGAGACCAGGACCAGACCAGCAGCAUGGACACUAGUCAGGGCAGCCCAGAGAGCCCUAACCGGGCGGUGGAGUACCUCCUGGAGCUCAACAACAUUAUAGAGAGCCAGCAGAAGCUCCUGGAGACCCAGAAACACCGUAUCGAUGAGCUGGAGGUUCAAUUAGACCGGCUGGCCCAGGAGAAUAAAGACCUACGCCUCGACCGCCAGCGACCUUUACCCCCUGAACCGCCACCCUGCCCCCCGCCACCACCUGCCACCAAAACAUCCAUACCCUCUGUACCAGUCCGCCCUGUUCAGACCCAGCCUUAUAAUCGUACCAGUACCAACACUACAGCCAUACAGACCCCCACCCCCACAGCCUUUCCAACCCCACCCCCGGUGCCUGUACGGGAUCAACGCAAACCUCAAACCCCCAAGACCCCACGCCGUACCCCUCACACGCCCCAAACCCCCAAACGUACUCCAGUCACCACUCAGACACCCCGCACUCCGCAGACCCCCAAACGAACCCCAGUCACCACCCAGACUCCACGCACUCCGCAGACCCCCAAACGAACCCCAGUCACCACCCAGACCCCUCGCACACCGCAGACCCCCAAACGGACCCCCCACACACGGCUGACGCGAACCAUCUCGACCGGAACAGGCACCAGCUUCGUGGAGAUGGAGAAGGAGAGACUGGAGAGGAUGGAGGAAGAGAGACUUCACAGCUCCACCUUGGGAAACCCCACCAACCACAGACAGUCAGACGGACACUUCAACAAAGACAGCAGUCUGACAGCUAACAGUCAGUCCAGCUCCACCCACCACCAGUACUGUUGUCCUGCCCGGCUGCUCCUGCCCAAGCCACAUUGCGCCCUCUCCUCGCCCAGGCACUCUGACCAGGCAAGAGAUGAUGAAGACGAUGACAUCGCCCAUCAGUUCUGUUGCCCCGCCUCCGAGUGCAGUAGCCCGUCCUCUAGGACGGAGCAGGAGGUACAGCACACCCUGUCUUUUCAAACGUCCAGAGGGUGUUUUGUGUCGAAGCUGAGAGAGAAUCAGAACGCGAGCUGCUCUGUCAGAGGGCCAGGCAGUCGUUUGGUGUUCAACAUCAAACUGUUCCUGUCAGGCCAGGUGUUCAACAUCAAACUGUUCCUGUCAGGCCAGGUGUUCAACAUCAAACUGUUCCUGUCAGGCCAGGUGUUCAACAUCAAACUGUUCCUGUCAGGCCAGGUGUUCAACAUCAAACUGUUCCUGUCAGGCCAGGUGUUCAACAUCAAACUGUUCUUGUCAGGCCAGGUGUUCAACAUCAAACUGUUCCUGUCAGGCCAGGUGUUCAACAUCAAACUGUUCUUGUCAGGCCAGGUGUUCAACAUCAAACUGUUCCUGUCAGGCCAGGUGUUCAACAUCAAACUGUUCCUGUCAGGCCAGGUGUUCAACAUCAAACUGUUCCUGUCAGGCCAGGUGUUCAACAUCAAACUGUUCUUGUCAGGCCAGGUGUUCAACAUCAAACUGUUCCUGUCAGGCCAGGUGUUCAACAUCAAACUGUUCCUGUCAGGCCAGGUGUUCAACAUCAAACUGUUCCUGUCAGGCCAGGUGUUCAACAUCAAACUGUUCCUGUCAGGCCAGGUGUUCAACAUCAAACUGUUCCUGUCAGGCCAGGUGUUCAACAUCAAACUGUUCCUGUCAGUGGGAACAAGGUGCUAUUAG